Messenger RNA from Closterium sp. NIES-67, 237 nucleotides. The record is from the annotation of a GenBank genome assembly. NCBI's taxonomy places the organism in Eukaryota, Viridiplantae, Streptophyta, Zygnematophyceae, Desmidiales, Closteriaceae.
GCCGUCCAUGUCGACGCAAAGCCGCGUCAGGGUAAGGGCCGCCGCCCCAAAGGGGGGUGAAGCUGAGGAAAGGGUGGCGGGGGUGGUGGGGGUGGCGGAGGUGGCGGAGGUGGGGGCGGGGACGGUGGUGCAGACAAGGGGACCGGGGCUGAUGCCCCGGAGCAGCAGCAGCAGCAGCAGCAGCAGCCUCAGCAGCAACAGCAACAAUCCUUAGGUCUGCUAUGUAUGUAAUGUAUG